CGGCGAGAAAGCUUCGAACGCAGACGACGAAUUGAUUUGGCCUGCCUUGUGACUGUUGAGUGUAUUGACCAGAGGACUUUCAUCUCAAGUUCGUUGAAUAUAUACAGAUAGAAAACAGGAACUGUUCGCACGUGGGAGUAAACGUUGAUUCCGACGGAUCCAUGGAUAAUUAAGUGACGAUAUCGAAGAAAUUGAAACUUUUAUUAACUUCUUGUAUUCUGCUGAAACAGUUUCUGGACAACGUGCAAAGUAUACGGAGUCUAAAAAACCGGAAGGCAGCCUAGAAGAUUGCGUUAUUCUAUGUCUAUUGGAUGGGUGUUGCUGUACAAGCCAUUGUUACAUGUAAUGCAGUAUUGGACAUGUUGGAUGUUCGUACUUCAGUUCCUAUUCAAUUGAUGAGCCUUCCUAGCUGAUAACGAUCUGCGAAUUCUUCAGAGGCGAUUGAGCAAUUUUGAGGCCCACUAUUAUAUAGGGUGACCAGAUAAGCAGCAACAAUCGGAUUGAAGUUUGGAAGGGCACUGAUCACGAACAUUUCAAAUCUAAAUGUUGGCUAAUCUUGGAUGAAAGAAUAGUCGAUUGGUAAAUAAAUAUUGCUUAUUGCCGAAUUUGAUUUCCGUUGAGGAAGUGAUGAGCCGGCGCUAGAGUUGGGUAUUUCCUUUUAUUGGCCUACUUCCACUGAUAAACGGAGGUUGCAAGUACCUUGAGGAGUCAACCGCUAAGGCGAUGAACCCAGGCGAGAGAUAACCCCUUGGAUCUUUUGAUUGAUAUUGAAGUCCGUUACGCCAUAUGCUGUUGCAAAUACGAUAUCGCCGGAUCCAUUCCAGAACGACCAGAUGAGGAGCCUGCAACUUUGCCCUGUGUCUAUUUUGCUUUAAUUAUGUGGUAGCACAAUUAGUAAUCAUACUGUACCACACAUCGGAUUAUUUGCAUCAAUCAGUGACGAAAUUAAUCGACUCGUGUUCUUGUUGCCGUGCAAUUACAUGUGGAUUGUUUGCUUUCACGAACAGUCAAAGCUUUAAUAGAAUUAGAUUACUUGUACGUGACUGUGCAUUUCCAUCGUUCAUUAGCAUCAUUCUGCAACCUUAUAAUAAUUUCCCUAGAGAAAAAGUUCGAAAGCUACGUACGUGUCAUCAUGCCUGCAAUUAGAGAAACCGUGCUGAACCAUACGUUCAGGUAUUUGAAAUUUUUCAACAAGACUUUAAUUCCAAUCGAAGUUGGAGCGGCUGAUGAGGAAAAGUCGCAUGAAGAUGUAACUCCUGGAAUCCCCGCAAUGCCGACUCCAGAUCCCCCUGGUGAGGUGUCACAAACUACGGUCACAUCUCCGGUGACAAUAGAAAGUGUUAUGACAUCUACACAAAGCAGUGCAGAGAAUACUUACGGGACUACAUUAGCACAGAAACUUGUUGAUGUUGUGUCCAAUGCCCUAAACUCUACUAUAAGUACUAUUACUGAUUUAGUUCAUAACAAGGCUUCGUCUGCAAGCAACUUCACUUCUGAUAACGACACUUUGCCAAUUUCAACCAUACCUACACCUGAUUCAGUACAGAGUUCAGCGGAUUCAAAUGUGUCAUAUCAUGAAGGCUUGUCAAACCGUACGCUUUCGUCUUUACAAACCUUUCAUAAUGUGACAACGCUUUUACCAGAUGUAGGAAACCAAACUCAAUCAGAAAGCAGUUCUAGUAGUGUAAUUCCACUUGACCUAGUUCCAGACAGAAGAAAUGCCACCAAAUCUAUUUUAGAAAAUGUCACGAACUCGACAUAUCAAGCGCUACAAUAUGUCACAAAUUCUACAGUUGCGGACAUCAAAGAAGUAGUUCCCACAGCGACGUCUUUUCUUACUAGUGAUACAACAAAGUCAACGUACUCGACUUCAGAAAGAUUAUCCACCAGUGCAUUACCAACACAUGAAUCGUCAACAAACUCCACUUUCACAAGCUUACUUGGAUUCACCAAUAAAACUGUCUCAGCAUUGAUAGAUGUUACAAACACGACCAUCUCUGCUGUCGGGGACGCGACUGAAUCUUCAACGUAUGUCCAGAGAGAAAAGCCCGCAGAUUAUGACAUCAUCAGUGAGGCAGACGAUAUAAAUGGAUCAAAUUUAAACACAACGAGGCUGAAUCAUAAUUGGACGAUAACCGAAGUUGGUCAUCAUCCCGAGAUCAACCGAGGGGCCACUGACCAAUACAGUAGCGACCCCAGUCAACUGCUUUACAUAUUUGCGAUCCUGGGUGCCUACGUCAUCAUAAUUUGUGCACUCGUCUUGAUUCAAAUGCGCCGGCGCAAUAGAUAUGAAACCUUGGACGACGAGUAUUAUGAUGAGUACCUGAUGAGGCAGCAGAUGCUCACAGAACGGCGGACAUUACUCAAGAUGAACAUCAAAAACAUAAGAGGAGUUAAGGACGGUUAUCUGCUGGAUAAAAUACUCCAAAAUGAAGAGGUUUAGCAAGGCGGACAGAUCAAUGUCGUAUGUCUGUUGUUGUCUUGCAAUUGUAUGUGAAGCUGUAGUGCAGCUGUGCACAUCAGUGUACGGACAACUAAAUUACUGAACAAACAAUGGUUACAGCAUCACGUUACGGGGCGACCCCCAGGUUCAUUUCCUGUUGAACACAUUUGAUAUUCAGCUAGCAUUUUCCCACAGUUACAUGUAUCUUAACGGCCCUGGAGCUACAUGUAGAAGUGUGUGGAAUGAUUUUCUAUCGUCAAUGUUUAGUGUUUACUGUAAUGCAUUGUCGAUUACUGUGUAUCUAUAUCUUGAAUAAUAAAACAUUUGUUCGUAAACGUUUCGGACUUUCUGUCAAUCUGAUUAUGACAUUAAUUCGAAAGAAGCAAGAGUUGAACAUCAGUCAUGAUUUUUUUUAAUAAUUCAUCCCCUACGCUGGCCAUUUUACUGUACCAGGAUACUAUAAAAAUCGCGGCUUCUCAUAGGUUUUUAGAAGGUAUAUUCAUGUGCAGAAGUCACCGAGGCACCAUCUCUUUUACAUUCGAAGAACUGGUUUCCAUCUGACAGUCUGCUAUGGAUACUGCACAAGACUUCAAAAACGCUGAAACCUUACGUAUAGCUUUCGGAGGCAAUUACAAUUUAUUGACAAUGUAAUAGUUUUGGAAGUAUACGGUCGAAUGGACUAUGAUUGCUAAAUAUAAGACAACUCUUAAUGUUCAAUAGUUCAGUUACACAACAGGCCGUAGUCUGGAUUUGUCACUUCCAUAACUACCGCUGUCUACCGUUUCUGUGCCCGAUAGUCACAAAGGCGCUGUCUCCAUCCCACUGCCGUAACUGCCAUAGUCUUGCUCCUUCUUGUAGCUACGGUUGUCACAAAAAGCGUAGCCUCCGCCACUGCCAUGACUGUCAAACAUCCCAAUCACGACCAAGCGAUUGGCACAUUAUAUCUCAUAAACGUGUAACAAAAUGCAUGUUUAGUACAUACCUGUAAAUAUCUGACGACAAUUAAAAUUGAAUGAAA
This is a messenger RNA of Lineus longissimus, 3461 nucleotides long. Its product is annotated as putative Polycomb group protein ASXL3. The transcript is spliced from 3 exons. Bases 1133 to 2443 code for a protein of 436 amino acids. Lineage: Eukaryota; Metazoa; Nemertea; Pilidiophora; Heteronemertea; Lineidae. The record is from RefSeq and is a predicted model, not a curated record.